UAGCAAAUAACAAAACAUAGGACAAAGGAUACUUUGUUUCAACUUUGGCUGCACAACAGGGACGUUCACGAAUCAGCCCACGCCUCCACAACAGCAAUGACUGGCAUCUUGAAUCUUACGGGCUUAGAAUGCAGUCCUAUCCAUGGAACUGCGACAGAUGAAGCUGGCGGGCGUGUGAUUACUGACUAACAGGAAGGAGCAGAAUGAGUCAGAAGAAAAAAGCGAUUUCACAGACGUUUUCGAAAUGCCGUGUAAACUGCUAAAUGUUUGUGUGUAUGAAACAAAUAAAUUGGUCCGAAUACAAAGUGUAAGGCUGGGAUCUCUGAAAUGGACUUUUAACGGAGUCAUACUGUUGUUUAUCUGCAUUAUGUUGCUCUGGAACAAGGAGUACCAAGAGCAUGAUUAUGUGGUCAGCUCUGUUACUGCAAAGGUCAAGGGAGUGGCCAUGACCAGCUUGCCAGAGCUUGGUGAAAUAGUAUGGGAUGUUGUGGAUUACAGUGGGCCAUCACAGGGAAAGAAUUCUUUUUUCGUUGUGACCAAUGUAAUAGUUACCAAAAAUCAGAGGAAAGGCACAUGCCCUGAGGUCCCUCAGAAUGGAAUAAUCUGUCAAAAAGAUAAGGACUGCAUAAAGGGGUUCUGGGAUCAGCACAGUCACGGGGUUCAGACGGGAGCGUGUGUUAAGUUUGAUGUGAUACGGAAAACAUGUGAGGUGUCUGCAUGGUGCCCCUUAGAGAGCAAGAAAAAGCCUCCUAGGCCAGCUCUCUUGCCAUCGGCUGAGAACUUCACAGUCCUCAUCAAGAACAACAUAAGAUUUCCAAACUUUAACAUCAUUAGAAGGAACAUCCUCCCUGAGAUGACGGACAGCUACCUGAAGCACUGCCAGUUUAACAGCCGUACAGAUCCACGGUGCCCCAUCUUCCGCCUUGGCAACAUUGUACAGGAGGCCCGAGAGAACUUCUCAGAGAUGGCAGUGGAGGGUGGUGUCAUUGGGAUCCAAAUUAGUUGGGAUUGUAACCUGGAUGGGUUCUUACGGAACUGUCUUCCCAAAUACUCCUUCCGCCGGCUGGAUGAGAAGGAGAGCAACAGAACUCUAUACCCUGGUCUGAACUUCAGGUUUGCCAGAUAUCAAACAGUGAAUGGUGUUGAGGAAAGAACCCUGUUUAAAGCUUUUGGAAUCAGGUUUGAUGUCAUGGUGUUUGGAACGGCAGGAAAAUUCAGCAUAAUUCAACUGAUUAUCUAUAUCGGAUCUACUCUCUCUUAUUAUGCACUGACCACUUUAUUUAUUGACUGGCUAAUUGGAACCAGCUGCUACUCUAAAGAAGCCAGACAAAACUACACAGACAAGAAGGUUGAAUCUGUUCAGGACAAACAGCAGUGCAUUCUCUGUGUCUCGUUUGUGGAUGAGAACCAUAUAGCAUUGGUGAAAAGAUCCCAGAAGAGAAGUUUACAGCAAGCAAAGCCCAUCUCUGUUCACCCAUGGAAGGAAGACACAGGCCACCUGCAUGCCAUGGUUGGUGUACGGCAGAAGGAUCGCAUCAUAGACCAGCAGCCUCAGGUUCUCCCCAGACGUAGCCAUCCAGACUGGUGUCUCUGUGGCUGCUGCCUCCCCUCCAACCAACCCCAGGAGCAGUUGUGCUGCAGGCGGAGCAUCGGUCGCUGCAUCACCACCUCCUCCCAGUUCGGACAGCUGGUGCUGAGUCGGCCCGUGUUGGAGGCUGUGCUGCUGUACAGGGAGCCUCUCUUUGAGCUGACCGAGGGAGAGGAGCAGACAGCCGCUCUUCGUCACUGCGCCUACAGGCAGUACAUCAGCUGGAGAUUCGGGGUUCCGCCCAAAGAAUGCCUCCCUGUCAUGCCAAGUUGUAGUGUGUGGAGAAUCAGAGAGUUUUUCCCCAGCAAGGAGGGAGACUACACUGGCUUGAGGAUCAGCAGAACCCGCUCUCCCCUGUCCAGCUCUAACACACCACUUUAGGGAAGUGGAAGAGCCAUCAGAAUUUUGUGGCGACUGUCACGCAUUUUUUAUGGUGUAUUGAUAAAAAAAUUCUUUCAGCAUUGAGGUUAAAAUGUGCAACCUAAACAUAAUCGUUGCCUGCUAAUGUCAUGUCUAACCAUCGCACUGUCCAGACAUAACUUACAAUGAACAAAGAACUAACAAGAUUUCAACUCAGACCCUGGAUUAAAACUGGAGUUGGGAAUUCUUUCCUCUUUUCUUUGAUUGUCUGUUUACAUGUACCUAUUUCUGUAAUUUUUAUAUUUGGAAUAAAUCAUGUGUAACAAAAAACUAAA
Esox lucius (northern pike) is the source of this 2283-nucleotide messenger RNA. It is a transcript of the gene p2rx7, whose product is annotated as purinergic receptor P2X, ligand-gated ion channel, 7. Gene Ontology annotation, cellular component: nuclear inner membrane; plasma membrane. NCBI's taxonomy places the organism in Eukaryota, Metazoa, Chordata, Actinopteri, Esociformes, Esocidae. Bases 245 to 1969 code for a protein of 574 amino acids. The record is from RefSeq and is a predicted model, not a curated record. Gene Ontology annotation, molecular function: ATP binding; purinergic nucleotide receptor activity; extracellularly ATP-gated monoatomic cation channel activity. Gene Ontology annotation, biological process: monoatomic cation transmembrane transport; response to ATP. The transcript is spliced from 13 exons.